UCAGCGUGUCUCUACAUGAAAAAACCUACCCCCUUUUUAAGUCACCUGCCUAACCCCUCCUACUACUGAUAUAUUUCUUUCAGGCCUAACUCCAAAUUUUGUCUUUCCUCUCUCCUUUCUUCCAUUUCACUUUCCAGUUCCGCCGAAUUUCCCCCCUAAGGGUCUGAAAUGGCAGCAACAUCAGCAACUACUUUCUCAGUUGGCUCAACCAAAUCUCUUGGCUGCAAAGGGAGCUCAGUAUCACAAUCAAAAGCCUUUGGUGUGAAAUUCAACGCCAAAAACAACCUUAGGAGUUUCAGUGGCUUGAAGGCUGCAACAACUGUAAGCUGUGAAUCAGAAUCGUCCUUUCUUGGGAACGAAAGUGUUGCAGUCCUUAAACAAUCUAUUACUCCAAAGGCCCACAAAGAAAACAAGGGAUAUGGUAACUGUGUUCAGCCUCAAGCAUCUUACAAAGUGGCUAUUCUUGGAGCCAGUGGUGGUAUUGGCCAGCCUUUGGCUCUUCUUGUCAAGAUGUCACCAUUAGUUUCAGAGCUGAACCUUUAUGAUAUAGCUAAUGUUAAAGGAGUUGCGGCUGAUCUCAGUCACUGCAACACUCCCUCCCAAGUUUCAGAUUUCACUGGUGCUGCUGAAUUGGCAAACUGCUUGAAAGGUGUAAACGUGGUGGUCAUACCUGCUGGCGUUCCAAGAAAGCCAGGUAUGACACGUGAUGACCUGUUUAACAUUAAUGCAAACAUUGUGAAGACAUUGGUUGAGGCUGUUGCUGAUCACUGCCCUGAUGCAUUUAUCCACAUCAUUAGCAAUCCAGUCAACUCCACAGUGCCAAUUGCAGCAGAGGUGUUGAAGCAAAAGGGUGUUUAUGAUCCUAAAAAGCUUUUUGGUGUUACCACCCUUGAUGUAGUCAGGGCAAACACAUUUGUUGCUCAGAAGAAAGAUUUGAGGCUUAUUGACGUAGAUGUCCCAGUUGUGGGUGGCCAUGCUGGUAUUACCAUCUUGCCUUUGUUAUCAAAGACAAAACCAUCAACUACUUUCACUGAUGAAGAAGUUCAGGAGCUAACUGUGAGGAUUCAAAAUGCUGGCACAGAAGUUGUGGAGGCAAAGGCUGGUGCAGGGUCUGCUACACUUUCCAUGGCUUACGCAGCAGCAAGAUUUGUUGAGUCCACACUCCGUGCUCUUGAUGGAGAUAGUGAUGUCUAUGAGUGUGCUUUUGUGCAGUCUGACCUAUCAGAGCUUCCAUUCUUUGCUUCAAGGAUUAAAAUAGGAAAAGACGGGGUUGAGGCUUUGAUUUCAUCUGACCUUCAAGGAUUGACAGAGUACGAACAGAAAGCUCUGGAUGCUUUAAAGCCAGAAUUGAAGGCUAGCAUUGAGAAGGGUGUAGGUUUUGUUCAGAAGGAACCUGUAGCUGCUUAGAUUAUAAUACAUGCUGAAGAAAUGAUGACAGGAAUAAAGUAAUUUAGCAAAAUUCAUAAUGGUCGACAAUUCCAGUUUUGCAGUUGAGUUGAAAUUGCUUCUGUUACGGAGAAAACAAUAGUGUUGUAGAAUUGUGUCUCCUUUGCGGUAUGUAAAACUAAGUGACGACGUUGAGGCACUCUUGUCAUGUUCCUUCUUUCUUGUUAAAUCAAGUCUUUCUAUCUUUCUAUAA
Messenger RNA from Lycium barbarum (goji berry), 1639 nucleotides. RefSeq names its product malate dehydrogenase, chloroplastic-like. NCBI's taxonomy places the organism in Eukaryota, Viridiplantae, Streptophyta, Magnoliopsida, Solanales, Solanaceae. The transcript has 2 exons. The coding region runs from base 169 to 1407 and encodes 412 amino acids. The record is from RefSeq and is a predicted model, not a curated record. Gene Ontology annotation, cellular component: mitochondrion; cytoplasm. Gene Ontology annotation, molecular function: L-malate dehydrogenase (NAD+) activity. Gene Ontology annotation, biological process: tricarboxylic acid cycle; malate metabolic process.